This is a messenger RNA of Cucurbita pepo subsp. pepo (vegetable marrow), 1279 nucleotides long. RefSeq names its product putative E3 ubiquitin-protein ligase RHC1A. Lineage: Eukaryota; Viridiplantae; Streptophyta; Magnoliopsida; Cucurbitales; Cucurbitaceae. Gene Ontology annotation, cellular component: cytoplasm. The record is from RefSeq and is a predicted model, not a curated record. Gene Ontology annotation, molecular function: ubiquitin protein ligase activity. Gene Ontology annotation, biological process: protein ubiquitination.
GAAAAAAGUGGGAAUAAAUUCCAUUUUUCACUCUCACCCAUUCACUUCCUCCAUCUUUAGGGUUCACUCCCAUCUUCUCUCCUCUCUACUUCACUACAUUCCUUCUUUUUCUUUCCCUUCGCUUCACCAGAGAAGAGAGGAAGGAUGUCGAGUAGGAACACCCAUUGGUGUUACAGAUGUGAGCAGCCAGUUCAACUCCGUGGGCGGGACAUGGUUUGCGCUAGCUGUAAUGGAGGAUUUGUUCAAGAACUCGAUGAAAUGAUGGAAAGAGGUCCCCUUGAUUUCUUUGGAGCCAAUGGUCAUGAAUACCACAAUCGGAGGCUUGGACUCCUGGAGCUUUUCUCAAACUUUAUGAGGCAACGGUUGAUAGACAGAAAUGAUAUGAGGGGAAGGUUGGAAUCUAUUCCAGAUCAUGGUUCAGGAUUUGGUCCUUGGUUGAUCUUUGGUGGCCAAAUUCCUGUUAGGUUGUCUGGACAUGGUGGGUUUGAAGCCUUUUUUAAUGGGGUUCCUGGAAUUGGUGUGAGUAGGAGCAAUGGUGGUGAUUAUUUUAUUGGUCCUGGACUUGAAGAAUUGUUUGAACAGCUUUCAGCAAACGACCGACGCGGACCACCCCCAGCAUCUAGAUCUUCAAUCGAUGCAAUGCCUGUUGUUAAAAUUACGCAAAGACACAUCCGUUCGAAUUCACACUGCCCUGUUUGCCAAGAUAAAUUUGAAUUAGGGUCUGAAGCUAGGAAAAUGCCAUGUGACCAUAUGUAUCAUUCGGAUUGUAUAGUUCCCUGGCUUGUCCAGCACAACUCCUGCCCUGUUUGCCGCCAAGAGCUGCCUGCACAAGGGUCAGGUGGCAGCCACAGCUCAUCUGGAAGCAACAAUCUUAAUCGAAACAGCCGAGAGAGGGAGAAUAGUAGGACAAAUCAAGGAAGGAGGAACCCAUUUUCAAGUUUAUGGCCAUUCCGAGCGUCGAGUUCUGACUCAAACCAUAGUGCGACCACUGGAAGCAGCUCGCCAGCCGUACAUGAGAGCACCCAACACCAAACAGGGUAUUCUGGAUGGCCUUUCGACUAGCGUGAACGGUGGUGUUUUCAUGAACUUGUUUGCACCAGUUUGUGAUCUUGUUGUUUAAAAUGAAGAAAGAUAGUUCAACCCCCUGCUGUCCACUCCUUUGUAUAAUGAUUAAUAAUGGACUUUGUGUGUGAUGUAGAUGACAUUUUUCUCUGCCUUAUCGAUGCUGCUGCAGUUUGUAUAUGGUUCAUAUGUAUUAGCUAUAUGCUGUUUCGGUUUA